AUGGCUGCAGGUGGUGCUUCUCUUCUUACUGCUGUCGUUGUUUUCUCCAUGCUGAUCGCGUCUUCCCUGGGGGCCCCGAGGCCUUUAUGCAGCGAGUGCGAGACGCAAUGCCCUACCAGCUGUCAGGCGGAGGCUGAAACCUUCUGCAGUGGCUACUGCCGCCGCGGUGGAGGCCUUCAGGAGGGCUGCCGGAGAUCCGUCUUUGAAGACUGCACCGUAAAGGGUACCUGCUGCAGUAGCAACGGCACAUGCACUUGCGACUGCAACACUGUGGCUGAAAGGAGAUGCAUCAGCAUCAGCGACGGCACCCUACAAUGUGAACCUUGCAAGCGCAGCAUAUACGACCAGUGCGGUUCCACCUGUAGGAAUGACUGCAACAACAACUGCAAGAAGAAACGGUGCCGCCAUGCCUAG
Triticum turgidum subsp. durum (durum wheat) is the source of this 414-nucleotide messenger RNA. NCBI's taxonomy places the organism in Eukaryota, Viridiplantae, Streptophyta, Magnoliopsida, Poales, Poaceae. The record is from the annotation of a GenBank genome assembly.